AUGUCUUCCUCUUCUUCUUCUGAUAAGCAGAACCUGGUGCUGACGGACGUUGUAGCCGGCCUACUUGGAGGAGUCGGCAACACCCUGGGCAAGACUGUCGGUGGGGUAACUGAUACUCUGGGCACUGCCGUGGGUGGAUUAGGAAAAACCGUUGGUGGAGCGACUGAGGGUCUGGGAAAAACUGUCAGUGGCACCAGUGAAGGGCUUGGCAAUACCACCCAGAACGUUGGAGAGUCGGCGGGGAGCAUCUUCAGCAAGACUGAGCAGAAGAAGUGA
Messenger RNA from Aspergillus caelatus, 276 nucleotides. RefSeq lists its product as uncharacterized. NCBI's taxonomy places the organism in Eukaryota, Fungi, Ascomycota, Eurotiomycetes, Eurotiales, Aspergillaceae. The record is from RefSeq and is a predicted model, not a curated record. The transcript is spliced from 2 exons. The coding region runs from base 1 to 276 and encodes 91 amino acids.